AUGGGAGAAGUCCAGCUGAAGCCCAAGGUGAACGUCUCUUCCUACGUCCACUUUUUGUUGAAUUUCAGAAACAAACUCAAGGAACAGCAGCCAAAUACCUACCUUGGUUUUAAAGAGUUCUCUAAAAAGUGUUCAGAAAAAUGGAGAUCCAUCUCAAAGCAUGAAAAGGCCAAAUAUGAAGCCCUGGCCAAGCUCGACAAAGCCCGCUAUCAGGAAGAAAUGUUGCACUUCGUUGGCAAGAAGAAAAAACGUAGAAAACGGGACCCCUUGGCCCCCAGACGGCCUCCAUCAUCCUUCCUGCUCUUCUGCCAAGAUCACUAUUCCCAGCUGAUGAAGGAGAACCCCACCUGGUCAGUGGUGCAGGUAGCAAAGGCCAGUGGGAAGAUGUGGUCUACAGAAACAGAGAUGGGAAAGCAGCCAUAUGAACAGAAAGCAGCUCUCUUGAGAGUGAAGUACUUUGAGGAGCUUGAAGUCUAUCGGAAGCAAAACCAUGGCAUGAAGAAAAUCCUGGCUAAGAACCAGCAGAAAGGCAAAACUGUGUUGGGAAAAACGGAUACAUCCAGUCCAAAAAAAUAA
Molecule: messenger RNA, 576 nt
Organism: Marmota monax (woodchuck)
Lineage: Eukaryota; Metazoa; Chordata; Mammalia; Rodentia; Sciuridae
Gene: Hmgb4
Product: high mobility group box 4
Exons: 1
Coding region: 1-576 (191 amino acids)
Biological process (GO): regulation of transcription by RNA polymerase II
Molecular function (GO): DNA binding, bending
Source: RefSeq, a predicted model, not a curated record